This is a messenger RNA of Equus caballus (horse), 1440 nucleotides long. RefSeq names its product acyl-coenzyme A thioesterase 1. Gene Ontology annotation, biological process: fatty acid metabolic process; acyl-CoA metabolic process. NCBI's taxonomy places the organism in Eukaryota, Metazoa, Chordata, Mammalia, Perissodactyla, Equidae. Gene Ontology annotation, molecular function: fatty acyl-CoA hydrolase activity. The record is from RefSeq and is a predicted model, not a curated record.
UCUGAUCAGUUGAUCCGAGGUCUGAAAUCAAGGCGCAAAAUGUUGGCCUCAUCUCCCGCUGUCCUGCGAACGGCUGCACUCGGCCGAUGGGGCCCAAAGAGCUGGGCGCGGCUGCCGGGCUGUCCUAAGCUGAGGCCUGCCAACCCGGUCUCGUGGGUUCCUGCUCGGAAGUCGGCGACGGUGACCGUGGAGCCCGCGGGCCGCUGCCUCUGGGACGAGCCCGUGCGCAUCGCCGUGCGCGGCCUGGCCCCGGGGCAGCCGGUCACGCUGCGCGCGUCCCUGCGCGACGAGAAGGGCGCGCUCUUCCGGGCCCACGCGCGCUACCGCGCCGACGCCACGGGCCAGCUGGACCUGGAGCGCGCGCCCGCGCUGGGCGGCAGCUUCGCGGGGCUCGAGCCCAUGGGGCUCCUCUGGGCCCUGGAGCCCGAGAAGCCCCUGCUGCGGCUGGUGAAGCGGGACGUGCAGACGCCGUUCGCCGUGCAGCUGGAGGUGCUCGACGGCCACGAGCCCGAGGCCGGGCGGCUGCUGGGCCGGGCGGUGCACGAGCGCGCCUUCCUGGGGCCCGGGGUGCGGCGGGAGCCGGUGCGCGCGGGCCGGGUGCGCGCCACGCUCUUCCUGCCGCCAGAACCUGGACCCUUUCCUGGGAUUGUGGACGUUUUUGGAGCUGGAGGUGGCCUUCUGGAAUAUCGAGCUAGUCUGCUGGCUGGGAAGGGUUUUGCUGUGAUGGCUCUGGCCUAUUACAACUAUGACGACCUCCCCAAGAGCAUAGAGAGCCUCCACCUGGAGUACUUUGAGGAAGCUGUGAACUGCCUGCUUAGUCACCCUCAGGUAAAGGGUCCAGGAGUUGGGCUGCUUGGCAUUUCCAAAGGGGGCGAUCUCUGCCUCUCCAUGGCCUCAUUCCUGAAGGGCAUCACUGCCACCGUCAUAAUCAAUGGCUCUGUGGCCAACGUUGGAGGCGCCUUGCACUACAAGGGGGAGACUCUGCCCCCUGUAGGCAUCAACCCAAAGCGAGUCAAAGUGACCAGUGAGGGCUUUGCAGACAUUUUGGAUGUCCUCAACAGCCCUUUGGAAGGACCCGACCAGAAGAGCUUCAUUCCUGUGGAAAGGGCUGAGAGUGCCUUCCUGUUCCUUGUAGGUCAGGAUGACCACAACUGGAAGAGUGAAUUCUAUGCCAGUGAGGCCUCUAAACGCUUACAGGCGCAUGGUAAGGAGAGGCAGAUCAUCUGUUACCCAGGGGCGGGGCACUACAUAGAGCCUCCUUACUUCCCCAUGUGCCCGGCUUCCAUGCACACCUUGGUGGGCCGUCCUGUCAUCUGGGGAGGGGAGCCCAGGGCUCAUGCCAUGGCCCAGGUGGAUGCUUGGAAGCAGCUGCAGGCUUUCUUCCACAAACACUUGGGUGGCAAAGAGUUAGGGUGACUCUCCUGAAAAUAUAACCAGUUA